UUGAAAGCGCAACCUUUACAACCAGCAUCAGAUAAAAUAAAAUAUCCACGUCCAUCUGUUUCUGCUCUUCAGUUCUGUUUCCCGCUAGGAGAAGAUUUUAGGGCAGGUGUGAGUUUGUGAAGUUAGUUCCUUGGCGGUGGGCGCGUUAUACCUUACUGCAACGAUGUGCGGCAUAUUCGCCUAUCUCAAUUUUCUCCUGCCUCAAGAUCGCAAAUACAUCCUGCGAGUAUUAGUGGAUGGUUUGAGACGAUUAGAAUAUCGUGGAUAUGACUCGGCUGGAGUAGCCGUGGAUAGUGCUGUGGACGAGAAAACGGAAAGGCGUCAAAUCCAUCUCUUGAAACAGCGUGGCAAAGUGCAAGCCUUGAAGGAUAUGAUCGAUGCGUGCACCGACUUGGAUUUCAAUGAAAAGUUGACAACGCACGUGGGUAUUGCACACACACGCUGGGCCACCCAUGGUGAGCCAAGUCCGCAGAACAGCCAUCCACAGCGCAGCGACACCGAGAACGAGUUUGUUGUGAUUCACAACGGCAUCAUCACGAAUUUCAAAGUGCUGAAGCAAUUCUUGCAGAACAAGGGCUACGUGUUUGAGUCUGAGACAGAUACAGAGGUGAUUCCUAAGCUGCUCAAGUACAUCCACGACACAACCGAGGAGAAACUGGAGUUCUGGCAGUUGGUCGAGCGUGUCACCCUGCAGCUGGAGGGUGCAUUUGCACUGGCCGUAAAGAGUCGACGAUUUCCCGACGGACUGGUGUGUACGCGACGCGGCAGCCCCUUGCUGGUGGGUGUGCGCAGUAGCAGUGAAGUGAGCACAGAUCGUGUACCUGUGGUGUACAGCUGUGAUGCUGUGGAUAACAAACAAGCACAGCAGCAGCCUGGUGAUGAGCACAUCCAGGUUGGGCGACAUCCUGGUAUCACGACGUACGCUCCGGACGGCAAGCAGACACCGAUCGAGUAUUUCUUUGCCUCCGACCCGAGUGCGGUCAUCGAGCACACAAAGCGCGUCAUUUACCUGGAGGACGAUGACAUUGCUGCGGUGACCGAUGGCUGCUUGAGUAUCCACCGCCAUGAGCGGAUCGAUGAAGACGAGAAUAUGGUCCGAUCCGUGCACACGCUCAAGAUGGAGCUGCAGCAGAUCAUGAAAGGCAAUUUCGACGCGUUCAUGCAGAAGGAGAUCUUUGAGCAGCCGGAAAGUGUCGUCAACACCAUGCGUGGCCGUAUCAACUUUGCAGAGAAUAAGGUCACCCUCGGUGGACUGUCAUCGCACCUGAACGAGAUCCGUCGCUCGCGUCGCUUGAUCUUCAUAGCGUGCGGUACAAGCUACCACAGUGCAAUGGCGACCAGGCAACUUCUGGAAGAGCUGACGGAGCUGCCCGUGAUGAUUGAGCUGGCUAGUGACUUCCUGGACAGGAGUACGCCGAUAUUCCGGGACGAUGUCUGCUUCUUCGUGUCUCAGUCGGGUGAGACAGCAGACACUCUGCUUGCAUUGAAGUACUGCAAAGGUCGCGGUGCAUUGUGCGUAGGCAUCACCAACACAGUCGGUAGCUCUAUCUCUCGCAUGACCACCUGUGGUGUGCACAUCAAUGCUGGUCCUGAGAUCGGUGUAGCCAGCACCAAGGCCUACACCAGCCAGUUUGUAUCUCUGGUCCUGUUUGCUCUCAUGAUGUGCGAGGAUCGGGUCAGCCUGCAGCCUCGCCGUCAGGCAAUCAUUGAAGGCCUACGCCAGCUACCUGACCUAAUCAAAGAGGUACUAAAGCUCGACUCCAGUAUCAAAGCCUUGUCGGCUGAGCUGAUUGACGAGAAGAGCUUGCUGAUGAUGGGUCGCGGCUACAACUUUGCUACUUGCCUGGAGGGCGCUCUGAAGGUGAAGGAAGUUGCGUACAUGCAUUCUGAAGGCAUCAUGGCAGGUGAGCUGAAGCAUGGUCCUCUAGCUCUGGUCGACUCCAAUAUGCCGGUACUGAUGAUCUGUGUUCGAGACGGUACCUACACCAAGGUUCAGAAUGCCCUGCAGCAGGUCCUGGCACGCUCUGGACGUCCCAUUGUCAUCUGUCAGGAUGACGAUGACGAGAUCACCAAGCUCAACGUUGGCCGUCAGCUGCGCAUCCCGCAUUGUGUGGAUUGCCUCACCGGUAUCCUGUCAGUCAUUCCGCUGCAGUUGCUCUCCUUUCAUCUGGCCCGGGCGCGGGGCUAUGAUGUAGAUUGCCCUCGCAAUCUUGCCAAGUCGGUCACUGUCGAAUAGAGUGUCUCUUGCCAAGUCGGUCACUGUCGAAUAGAGUGUCUCUUGCCAAGUCGGUCACUGUCGAAUAGAGUGUACGAAUACGUGCAGUGAUGAGGCCAGUGUCCAUUUGCUCAUCGUCUCUCCAUGGUAUGUUUAGACACAUUUAGUGUGGGGUGCAGCAUCAAACUUGUUUUCAAGUUUUGAAAUUAUUCUUCUACAAGCUAGCAGCUACCAAGUAGACCGGCACACGUGCAGUGUAUUGUUUUGUGCUACUUCAUGUUAUGUGUCCCAGUACAUCACAUACUCUGUGCAUCCUAGGGUAUCACACACUCUGUGUGUCCUACUGUAUCACAUACUCUACAUGGACGCUUUGGUCUAUUCUGUGAGUGGACAAAGAGGAGACUCUGCUGCCAUGUGUCUAUUUCAAAUGCACUGUACAUUAUUUUAAUCUUAGCCCGUUGCUAUCAUUUACAAUGGAUAUUUCACUCUAGGUACAUGUAAGCCCGGAUUACAUGAUUCAUUCAACUUUUCACAUUUGAAUUUACCCUGUAUUCUCCACGCAAUAAUGUAAUCUCUACUCACAGAAUUCGUUAUAAUAUAUUUCUAAAACAGCUGUGGAUUAGGACCACAGCUCUGCAGUGUUGUCGUUUUAUGAUCUUCUCUCUACACUGCACUGCUAGUAUAAAGCUGUUACCGGUAUGCUGUAGUACUCAUUGCCAGUGUUUUGUGCUUAGAUAUUGUGUCGGUGUUCUAGAUCAAGUACUCUACAACAACUAAUAAUAUUAGUAACUUCGUGUAUUAUUGAAUACCAGAGAUAGCUGGAAAACUUUUUUCAAUGUUUUCCUCCAAAACAGCAAACAA
Sycon ciliatum is the source of this 3076-nucleotide messenger RNA. RefSeq names its product glutamine--fructose-6-phosphate aminotransferase [isomerizing] 2-like. Gene Ontology annotation, molecular function: L-glutamine:D-fructose-6-phosphate transaminase (isomerizing) activity; carbohydrate derivative binding. The record is from RefSeq and is a predicted model, not a curated record. Lineage: Eukaryota; Metazoa; Porifera; Calcarea; Leucosolenida; Sycettidae. Gene Ontology annotation, biological process: carbohydrate derivative biosynthetic process; fructose 6-phosphate metabolic process; UDP-N-acetylglucosamine metabolic process. The coding region runs from base 164 to 2236 and encodes 690 amino acids. The transcript has 3 exons.